Messenger RNA from Phyllostomus discolor (pale spear-nosed bat), 3231 nucleotides. RefSeq names its product HCLS1 binding protein 3 (gene HS1BP3). Gene Ontology annotation, molecular function: phosphatidylinositol binding. NCBI's taxonomy places the organism in Eukaryota, Metazoa, Chordata, Mammalia, Chiroptera, Phyllostomidae. The transcript has 7 exons. Bases 84 to 1259 code for a protein of 391 amino acids. The record is from RefSeq and is a predicted model, not a curated record.
CAGUGCUCGCGGGGCGGGGACAAGGCGACGCCUUGCGCCUGCGGAUCCCGUGACUGCGCGCCCCGCCCCAGGUCGCCGCCGUCAUGCAGUCCCCACCGGUGCUCGUCACCUCCAGGCAAGUCCAGAAUGCGCACACGGGCCUUGACCUGACGGUGCCCCAGCACCAGGAGGUGCGGGGCGGCAUGAUGUCGGGGCACGUGGAGUACCAGAUCCUGGCGGUCACCCGGCUGGCUGCGUUCAAGUCGGCCAAGCACCGGCCCGAGGAUGUCGUGCAGUUCUUGGUCUCCAAAAAGUACAGCGAGAUCGAGGAGUUUUACCAGAAACUGAGCAGCCGCUACCCCGCGGCCAGCCUUCCCCCGCUCCCCAGGAAGGUCCUGUUCGUUGGGGAGUCCGACAUCCGGGAACGGAGAGCCGUGUUCGACGAGAUUCUGCGCUGCGUCGCCAAGGAUGCCGAACUGGCGGGCAGCCCGGAGCUGCUGGAAUUCUUAGGCACCAGAUCUCCGGGGGCUGCGGACCUCACCAGCAGAGAGGUCUCUGUCCUGGACACAGACAGCCACGCAGGGGACGCUGGGGAGGCUUUCGACUUCUUCCAGCAGCAGGAGCAGGCGGAGGGGCCGCCCAGCCCAGGCCAGAAGGAUGAGGGUGCAGAGGAGUCCUCAGAAGAGGAGGAGGCCCUGGACCCUCUGGGCAUCAUGCGCUCCAAGAAGCCCAAGAAACGCCCGGAGGCGGCCGUGAAGCCCAGGCCCAGACCCUCGCCCCGGCUCACCAUCUUUGACGAAGAGGCGGACCCCGACAAGGGGCUCUUCCGCCCGGGCAGCAAGCUCUCCCCGCAGAGGCCCGCGGAGGACACCGCCCCCAGGGACCCCCUGAAGUUGUUUGACGAUCCUGACCUCGGCGGGGCCGUCGCCCUGGGUGACCCCUUACUGCUGCCGGCAGCCUGCGCGAGUGGAGGGCCCACCGCCCGCCUGGGCCACAGAGAGGCCCCCGAGGAUCUGUUCAGAGUCGAAGAGGACUUGGACCAGAUUCUGAACCUGGGGGCUGAGACCAAACCCCAGCCCCAGCCAAAGCGUAAGCCGCCAGUGGCAGCUAAGCCAGCGCUACCCAGGAAGCCGGCUGUCCCCGCCAGAGCGGGCCCACCUGAGGCCGUGGCCGGGCAGCAGAGGCAGCAGCAGCAGAUCCAAGCCAUGGACGAGAUGGACAUCUUGCAGUACAUCCGGGACCAUGACACGCCUGGCCAGGCCGCCCCCAGCCUCUUCUGACCCUUCCUCCCCACCGGCUGCCAGCUGGCCUGGGCUGGCAGCCCCUCACCCAGGGCGAGGGGGGCUGUGCCUUGCAGGCCAGGCCCUGUGGUCCCAGCGGAGGGAGGAUGGCAGCCAGGGCACAGGACGCCUCUACUCCCUUGCUCCCUUUUCUCUGGCCCAUGGGGUCAUGGAACGCUGCAGGGUGCAGAGAGAAGGUCACGACCAUAGGCAUUGAGCCCAGCUGUCUCAGCCAUGUGCAUGUGGAGGGAGAGCAGUGGGGACACCUCACUAACCACGAGCCCGGCCCUAAGGAUGGCCUGAGACUGGGGGAAGCCAGGGGGGCCUCACCCAGGGCAGGAAAGCUCUGUGUCCGCUCGUACCCACCGGCUCCACCACCUCAGCGCAGGAGGGAGGGUCUGCCACCCUGGGCUGGGGCUGGGGGACCAGAGUCUCCGGGCCGCAUGGCUCCAGGGCCUGUAAGCUCUGGGAGGGUGCCCCAGGAGAGGGGUGCAGAGUGGGUGCCUACGGGAGCCUGGCUGCGUGGGGUGUCCCUGAGUCGCCUCUGGUCACCAGGUGCUGAGCAGGGUGCUUUCCCCUGUGUCCAACUUUAGGGAUGUGGGGCCGUGGGUGGCCCAGCAAGCCGGGUCCGCCUCUCUCCCUUUCCGGGAAAGACCUGGCCAGACUGACCACGGCCCCCCUGGGCCUCUGGCUGUGACACCAGUGCCGUGCUGAGCAGAGCGGUCACUGCCUCCUGCAGAGCCCGGCCAGCCCGGCGUGUCCCCCACCCCUGCGCAGAGCCGACUCGGGCCCGGUGCUCUCCGGCUGCUGCUUCCAGGCCUCAUCUCUCCAGUGGCAGGUGCCGCCAGGCCCUCCCUGCCCUCCAGGUCUGGACGUGCUCACCGGCCUUGCACAGUGGGAGCUGCCUUCCCAGGGAGAAGGAGCCUUGUCCUGGGGGAGGGCCAGUGCCUUAGAUGUACCCUACAACCCCAUGCCCGGCUCACAGGCCUAGGCUUGGGCUGGGAGCGGUGCUCAGGAAACCCUCAGUGAGUGAGUGAUGUUUAAUGGACCAGAGAAUGCCUUUUUAUGAUAUAUUCUUCAUGUUCAGACCUAGUUGUUAGUGAAACACAAGUUUUUUAUGAAAUGCAACCACUCUUGUCCCUGGCUUGCCUGACAGGGGCAUUGGAAGGGAGUUCCAGACGAGGACCCCAGCCCUUUCCUAGUUGGGGCCAACAGCCAACCCCGGGGGUGGGGGGCCCUCUGGCCCGGGCUGGGGGCUUGCUGCCGUCGGAGCCCCUGGGUCGCCUGUCCCUGCCCUGUGCCAGGGCCUGUGGGUAGUGGGGGCACUCCGUCUGCUCUGUCGUGUGUCUCGCUCACCCCCGUCAGCUGCCCAGUCCGGGAAUGGCCAUCCCCAACUCUCCACCUCUGUCACAGAGAGAGGGAGCAGGCAGUUCUGGGGCCCGGGAGCUGGUUCCUCCCCGUCUUUGCCUUACCCCAGCUCCUAGGGCCCCGCCGCUCCAGGCCCUGAGCGGGCUCUGGAACAACAGCCUCAGCCCCGGCUAUUAGCAGGUGCCACUGCUGUGCACUGCCUGGCCUUCAGGCCCCACCCAGCCCCGCCCACUGGCUUGCUGGCUGCAGGCAGUGUUGAGUGACAGGUGAUGGGCCCACUCUGCCCGGGCUCUUUCCUGCCCUGUUCUCAACUCUGUACCCUAUGCCAGCUCUCCGCCCUUUCCGGGACGCCCCCUCCCACCAACGUGUGACGUGGGAGCAGAGUGCGUGGCCGACAGGUGCCUGGUGCCCAUGGGGGCUGCCACGCUAGUGCGAGUUUAUCCACUGAGGCCCGGCCGGCCUCCUCAGUGGCUUGGUACUCUCUGGUCACCUCGCCCAAGGCGUAUGCUUCCCAGAUUCCAGUGCUCAAACUGCGGCUGGCUUUCACCUUGGGUCUGUGAACUACUGGCGAAUCCGUGGCACUCAUUCAUGCAAUAAAGUCUGU